Acanthochromis polyacanthus (spiny chromis) is the source of this 3801-nucleotide messenger RNA. RefSeq names its product cell adhesion molecule 4 (gene cadm4). The transcript is spliced from 8 exons. Gene Ontology annotation, cellular component: cell-cell contact zone. Gene Ontology annotation, molecular function: vascular endothelial growth factor receptor 2 binding. The coding region runs from base 669 to 1871 and encodes 400 amino acids. Gene Ontology annotation, biological process: negative regulation of peptidyl-tyrosine phosphorylation; regulation of wound healing; regulation of Rac protein signal transduction. The record is from RefSeq and is a predicted model, not a curated record. NCBI's taxonomy places the organism in Eukaryota, Metazoa, Chordata, Actinopteri, Pomacentridae.
GUUUUUUCUGGUUUAUUGAUCUGAGAAUCUUAGCCUUUGGUCUCAGGAGGCUCAGAGUACUGUGGAGAAAAAAUAGCUUGCCUAUCUGUGUUCGUUGUGUUGUGUCGUUUUGUUUAGAUGGGACCGAGCCCUUGGAUGGCUUUGUAGCAGCGAAGCUUUCCCAUUUGUAUGGAUUUAAGGCAAUAUGCACCGAAAGUUCUUUCUAAACGAUACAAGGUGCUAGUCAACAGAGGAAAUUUGUUACUCUGAGCUCAUCUCUGUCUGCAUUGUGAUAUAGUGCCUAAAUCACUAGCUCUGUUGUCACUCUGGGCUCUGGUCUGUGUGUUGCAUGCAAGCCCUGGCAACAAGUCAAUCCUAUGUGACUUUGCAGCUACAGCAGUUUCUUUACAUGCGUUGUGAUGCAGUGUGGAGCAUAAGACCACUUUCUUUAUGUGUUUUCCUCAAACAACAACUUCUGUCUGAUUGCGCUAAUGUAAAGCCGAGCAGUUAGUGCGUGCACACGUCUGCAGCAUUGCCGUUGAGAACAAAUCAGAGUGCAUGUGUGUGUGGGGGGGGGGGGCUAGUUUGUCUAUAGCAAGUGCAGCCAGGGUCACAGAGGAGCCAUUGAUCAAACGUGCACAGCCACAUACACGUUCACAACAUACACACACACAACUUCUCAAUACACAAUGAGGCCUGUCCGAAGCUCUGUCCUCUGCCGCCUCCUCCCUGCCCCUUUCUCCCUGGCCUUGCGCAGCCUGGUCCUGGUCCUGGUCCUGCUCUGCUUCACUCCCCACUGUCAGGCGGUGCAAGCAGAGAAUGUGACAGUCUUGGAGGGAGGCACGGCCCAGAUCUCCUGCCGCCUUCAAAACUAUGAUGGAUCAAUUGUAGUCAUCCAGAAUCCCCGUCGGCAGACUCUUUUCUUCAAUGGCACGAGAGCUCUGAAGGACGACCGCUUCCAGAUGGUGCUCUUCACACCACGGCUGGUGCGCAUCACACUGACCAACGUCAGCGUGUAUGAUGAGGGUGGCUACUUCUGCCAGCUCUACACGGAUGCGACGCACCACCAGGUGGCCACGCUCUCUGUUCUGGUGCCCCCAGAGACGCCAACGGUGGAGGUGAAGCAGGAGGCUGUGGAGGGCGGAGAGGUGGAGCUCACCUGUGUGUCGCCGAGAAGCAAGCCGGCCGCCACCCUGCGUUGGAUGCGUAAUGGCCGGGAGAUACCAGGUGUGGUCUCCCAGCAGGACAAUUCGAAGACGUUCAGUGUCUCCAGCACCAUCCGCAUCCCUGUUGAAAGGAAAGACAACGGGGCAGCGCUGAGCUGUGAGGCAUUCCACCCUGCACUGAGUGGGCAGAAAAAGAUUCGGCAUUAUCGCCUGGAUGUGUAUUUUGCACCCACAGUGCGAAUUGUUCCUCCUUCUGGCAUUUUGAGAGAGGGCGACUCACUCACCCUCACCUGCUCCGUCACCGGCAACCCUCUGCCUAGAAACAUUCAGUGGUCGAAGAUUAAUGACACCUUACCUGAGAGGGCAGAGAUCUCUGGGCCUACUCUUCAGAUUUCCCGUCUCAGCCAAUCGCACAACGGGACGUACUUGUGCCAGGCCCAAAACAACUUUGGACGCGCUGCUGAUCACUACACCCUGUUGGUGUACGAUCCUGGUGCAGUGGUAGAGACUCACAGUGCAGUACCUUAUGCAGUGAUAGGCGGCGUUCUGGCGCUGCUGGUUUUCACCGUCAUCUGCGUACUCAUUGUCACCAUCUGGUGCUCCGUCCGACAGAAAGGUUCCUAUCUUACCCAUGAGGCCAGUGGGUUGGAUGAACAUGGCGAGGUGCAGGAGGCCUUCCUCAAUGGGAACGACGCCAGCCAGGGCAAGAAGGAGUACCUACUGUAGCCCUUCUCCUUCCCUAUUCCCUCCUCUUCUGACCUCAUACCCUUACCCCUUCCUCUCCCUGUUUCCCACCUUAUAUACAGUAUACACACACACACACACACACACACACACACACACACACACACACACACACACACACACAGACAUACACACUCACAGCCACAAACACUUCAAUACAGUGCGCCAUAACAGGCGGCCUUCUGAAAACGACUGUAAACAGAUACUGCACACAGCCAAUCCAUCCCGCUCUAUUCCACUUCAUGUCCUCCAUGCGCGCGUACACAUAAACCAAGAGACAGACUGAGAAAAAGAGAGUCUCUACACCCACCAGCCAUUAACGACUGUGCCAUAUACUGUAAGUCGGAGAAACUCGGGAAAAUAGAGAGGGUGAUUGAGGGAGGGGGGAGGGACACAGUGAGGUGAAUGUAGACAAAAACGAAAUGAUGCCAUAAUUAUUUUGAUCGAGAGGGAAGCAGGGAGCACAAAGAAAACCGGCACUCUGACUGUGCAGCUGCCAAAGUGGAAGGGGAAUUAGAGGCAGAUGACUGCUAUAAUUCCCUGCCUGGAGAAUAGAAGAAUCCAUUUCACAAAGCUCUAUCUUUAACUGACAUAGACAGUGGAAGCCGUGUGAGAAGGGAGGGUGGACAAAAGAGAGAGAGAGAAGAGUUGACCAGGAGCUAUUGAGUGCUGGAUGCUAGAAAAUAGAAAUUUUUCAAAUUACCAAAACAUAUUGCCUGCAGAGUGCAACUCAUAUAUAAUACCCCGACAAUUCUGGAGCGUGUAAGGCCAGAGUUACAAGAAGUAUCCAUACUUUAUGAACAAGCUAAAUGUCCUGUUUUUCUGUCCCCCUUGAGUGGGCCGCCAAUUUGUGAAAAAAAUCAAGUUUAAGGGAUUUUUUCCCCUCUCACCGCAACAGUGAAGGAAAGAUUGUGCUUUUUCUUUAAAAUUGCUCUACACCUCGUCUUUCCUCUCUAUUCACCUGUUACCAUCCUCUCCCCUCUCUCUUGUAUCUCUCUUUCUCUUCUGUCUGUCCCCCCUCUAUCACUCGUCCUUUGUUGGCUCCUAAUAAUGAAAGGAUUAGUGUUGGGCUGCGUUCCCGAGAAAGAAGAAAGGAAUAUGACUUGCUAAGGCAUUAAAGAAAAGCUUAAUUAUUUUAGAAUGUCAUUAAGAGGAUAAAAAGGUUUAAAAGUCUUAAUAAGAAGGGCAAGGGGAGCGAUAGCAAAAGGAAGGAAUGAGAGAAUUAAAUGGAUGGAUAUUUUUCUGAAUGCUACCACACAUAUGAAAAUACAUGCACACAUUCAUACGUACAGUAAACAUGUUGACAGAACAAGUAUACAUAUCUCUGAAUUCCUUGUUUGUAUAAAAAAAAGAACAGCAACAUAAAUUAAAUUAAACUUUUAAGAAAUAAGAACAGUUUACUAUUGAAACGCAUUAUGAAGCAACUAUACUAACACAGAAUAUUAGCCUAUAGAGGUGCAAAGCCGAACAAACUACUGUCCAGUGAUCUUUAAAGAAAAUAAAGAAAAGGAUAAAAAAAAUCAUUUGUCUUUAUGAGAAACCAGAGGUCUUAUUGAUUUUUUUAUUAAUUAUUAUUAUUAUUAUUUGAACAAUUAUGAUUGUUGUUACUGUUAUUAUUAUUGACGUUGUUAUUAUUAUAAUUGUAAAUGUUAAAGAAAUGUACACUUCCCAUGGUUUGUUUUUGGUUCUACUGUAGAAAAAUUGCUGUCUUUUUACACUCUUUUCCUCUUACCUUUCCUCUCUUUCCCAGUCUUUCUCUCUCUCUUUGUCUCCUGUGCCUAGUUGUCUCUUCUCCUGUCUUUCACUCUUGUUUAUUUUAGAAUCCAUGCGUCAUUGUUGAUAUAUAGCUAACUAUUUCUUUAUAGGGGAAAGAUACAAAGCACGACAAAAUAAAAAAAGAAUCCAAAAAUAA